AUGAGGAGAGCGAUUGCGAUAGCAUCGCCGGCAACGAGAUUUGUUCACCGUCGAGGUAAUCCUGUAAUUGCUCGGCCGUUGUUGGUUUUCUGUUUCCGGGGACGAGCUUUCUCUGGUCUAAGGGAUGAUUGCAGAGAGAUAUUGAGAAAUGGGCUUCGUGAUAUUAAGUUAGAUGAUGCUGUUGAUCUGUUCGGUGAGAUGGUAAAGUCUCGUCCUUUUCCUUCCAUUAUUGAGUUCAGUAAAUUAAUGAGUGCCGUUGCGAAGAUGAAGAAGUAUGAUGUUGUCAUCUCUCUCGGCGAGAAGAUGCAAAUGUUAGGGAUUGCACAUAAUGACUAUACAUACAAUAUUUUGAUAAACUGUUUCUGCCGCUCCUCUCAGCUCCCUUAUGCUUUGUCUAUUCUUGGGAAGAUGAUGAAACUCGGAUUUAAUCCCAGCGUUGUCACGCUUAACUCGCUGCUCAUUGGUUUCUGUCACGGGAAUAGAAUUUCGGAUGCUGUAUCUCUGCUUGAUCGAAUGGUGAAAAUGGGAUAUCAACCUGAUACCGUCACAUUCAACACUCUGAUCCAUGGCCUGUUUCUCCACAACAGAGUCUCAGAGGCAGUGUCUUUAGUUGAACGGAUGGUGUUGAAAGGAUGUCAACCAGAUCUGAUUACUUACGGUGCGGUAAUAAACGGAGUAUGUAAGAGAGGUCAUACUGAUUUGGCUUUGAAUCUGCUCAAGAAGAUGGAAUCGGACAAAAUAGAGCCGAAUGUUGUAAUCUACAGCACAAUUAUUGAUGGUCUCUGCAAACACAAACAUGUGGAUGACGCAGUCGACCUAUUCAGUGAAAUGGAGAAGAAAGGGAUUAAAGCAAAUGUUGUCACCUACAACUCCCUCAUAAGUUGCCUUUGUACUUACGGAAGAUGGAGCGAUGCCUCUCGACUACUAAGCGAUAUGAUCGAGAGGAACAUCAACCCCGAUGUAGUCACGUUCAAUGCAUUGAUCGAUGCGUUUGUGAAAGAGAGGAAGCUUUUGGAGGCCGAAAAACUGUACAAGGAAAUGAUCAAUAGGUCUAUAGAUCCUGACAUUUUCACAUACAAUUCAUUGGUCAAUGGGUUUUGCAUGCAGAGUCGCCUAGAGGAGGCCAAGCAGAUGUUUGAUUCGAUGGUUAGCAAGGGUUGUCUCCCAGAUGUAGUGACAUAUGGUACUCUCAUCAAUGGAUUUUGCAUGCAGAGUCGCCUAGAUGAGGCCAAGCAGAUGUUUGAUUUGAUGGUUAGCAAGGGUUGUCUCCCAGAUGUAGUGAUGUAUAAUACUCUCAUCAAUGGAUUUUGCAAGUCUAAGAGGGUAGAGGAUGGCAUGGAACUCUUCCGUGAGAUGUCUCAAAGAGGAUUGAUUGGCGACACAGUCACUUACAACACCCUAAUCCAAGGCUUUUACGAAGCUGGAGAUUGUGAGAAUGCCCAACAAGUUUUCAAAGAGAUGGUUUCUGCUGGUGUGCCUCGUGAUAUUAUGACUUACAACAUGUUGUUACAUGGACUUUGUUACAACGGGAAGCUCGAGAAAGCAUUGGUCGUAUUUCAAGAUAUGCAAAAGAGUGAAAUGGAACUCAGUAUUGUCACAUAUAACAUUAUGAUUGAAGGGAUGUGCAAGGCUGGUAAAGUAGAAGAUGCUUGGGAUUUAUUCAAUAGUCUCUGCCUCAAAGGAGUGGUGAAGCCUGAUGUUGUAACCUACAACGCAAUGAUCUCAGGGCUUUGUGGGAAAGGCUUAAAGCAGGAAGCGGAUGCCUUGUUUAGAGAAAUGAAAGAAGAUGGGCCUCCCCCAAAUAGCGGUACCUAUAAUACGCUGAUCAGGACACGCCUUAAGGAUUGUGACAAAGACGCAUCAGCAGAACUCAUCAAGGAAAUGAGGAGUUGUGGGUUCUCAGGAGAUGUUUCGACAAUAAGUUUGGUCGGGAAUAUGUUGCAUGAUGGGAGGUUGGACAAAAGCUUUCUGGACAUGCUUUCUUAA
Molecule: messenger RNA, 1986 nt
Organism: Thlaspi arvense
Lineage: Eukaryota; Viridiplantae; Streptophyta; Magnoliopsida; Brassicales; Brassicaceae
Source: the annotation of a GenBank genome assembly